This is a messenger RNA of Pararge aegeria (speckled wood butterfly), 1206 nucleotides long. RefSeq names its product cyclin-dependent kinase-like 1. The transcript has 9 exons. Gene Ontology annotation, biological process: protein phosphorylation. NCBI's taxonomy places the organism in Eukaryota, Metazoa, Arthropoda, Insecta, Lepidoptera, Nymphalidae. Gene Ontology annotation, cellular component: nucleus. Gene Ontology annotation, molecular function: ATP binding; cyclin-dependent protein serine/threonine kinase activity. The record is from RefSeq and is a predicted model, not a curated record. Bases 65 to 1189 code for a protein of 374 amino acids.
UAGUGCCGUGGUUCGGGAUCAGGAUCGUUCGAAAUUCAAACUGUGGAACAACGUGGCGUCCUGCAUGGAGAAAUGGUUCGGUGAUAAACGGCUGUGGUUAUUCGGUAACAACCUGCCGUUGCUGCCGAGGAGAUCGCGCGCGAGUAGCCGCGCGAUGGAGCGGUACGAGAAGCUCGCAAAACUCGGCGAGGGCUCGUACGGGCUCGUGUACAAGUGCCGCAACCGAGACACUGGCGAGAUCGUUGCCGUCAAGAAAUUCGUUGAGAACGAGGACGACCCGCUCAUACGGAAGAUUGCGCUGCGGGAGAUACGCAUGCUUAAGAAUCUGAAACACCCUAACCUGGUGAACCUGAUCGAGGUAUUCCGUCGCAAGCGCAAGCUGCACCUCGUGUUUGAAUACUGCGACCACACCGUACUUCACGAGCUAGAGAAAUAUCCAUCCGGCUGUCCAGAACUACUGUCGAAGCAGAUCAUCUGGCAAACGCUGCAGGGCGUCGCCUAUUGCCACCGGCACAAUUGCAUCCAUCGCGACGUGAAACCCGAGAAUAUACUGCUGACGAGUGACGGCGUUGUCAAACUCUGCGACUUCGGCUUCGCGAGGAUGAUCAGUCCCGGCGAGAGCUACACCGACUACGUGGCGACGCGGUGGUACCGCGCGCCUGAAUUGCUUGUCGGCGAUACCAUGUACAGCACACCUGUGGAUGUUUGGGCUAUUGGCUGCGUGUUUGCGGAGCUGCUAUCAAGCGAAGCACUAUGGCCGGGCAAAAGCGACUUGGACCAGCUGUACCUCAUUAGGAAAACCCUCGGCGAUCUACUUCCAAGGCAUAUGACCAUAUUCUCCCAGAACACAUUCUUUCAGGGCAUGGCGUUACCAGAACCGACUUCGUUUGAGCCCCUGGUGAAAAAAGUACCGCAAAGAUACGCCAACAACGAAUUGGUUUUAGAUUUUCUACACAAAUGCCUAGAUAAGGACCCGAUGAUGAGGUGGACGUGCGAACAGCUCCUGAGGCAUCCCAUCUUCGAGAACUUUCUCUUCACAGUGCCCCAUACAGACCACGAAGACUUUGAGAAGGCGAGAAGGACACAGGUGCAAUCAUCCCCAAUGCUGCCACAGCUGAUAGUGACAGAGCGAUCGCAGCCCAAGAAGAAGUCCGAGCUGGAGGCACGCGGACACCUGCCCACUAUAUGACUAGCGCCGCCCGCGCG